Messenger RNA from Rhizophagus irregularis DAOM 181602=DAOM 197198, 2481 nucleotides. RefSeq lists its product as uncharacterized. NCBI's taxonomy places the organism in Eukaryota, Fungi, Glomeromycota, Glomeromycetes, Glomerales, Glomeraceae. The record is from RefSeq and is a predicted model, not a curated record.
AUGAAUUUUAAAUGCCCUUUUUGUUCUCGUACAUUUAGUAAACGCUCAGCAUAUGCUCAACAUAUUUUAGUAUGCCCAAAAAAUAAUGUAAAUCCUAUUGAUAAUAAAAGUGAUAGCGAAACUUCUAUUAAUGCAAUACAAGACGUUAAUCAAAAUAAUGAAGGAGAUAUUUCUCACGAUGAGAUGGAAUAUGAGAGUUAUCAAGAUGCAUCAUUUAAUAGUGUUCAAAGUACAUUUUCAGUAAUGAGCUAUGAAGAUAUAUUAGAAUGUGAAGAAUCUGAAAAACCUGAACAGUCUGUCAAGGAACCUGAAAAGUCUGGAGAAUCUGCUGAAGAAUCUGAGGAAUCUGGAAAAUCUGCUAAAGGAUCUGAAGAAUCUGCUGAAGAAUCUGCUGAAGAAUCUGAGGAAUCUGAAGAAUCUGCCAAAGUAUUUGAAAAUUCUGAAGAAUCUGAAGAAUCUGCCAGAGAAAAGGAAUUGGAAUCUUCCAAAAAAUCUGAAGAAACUUAUACAGAAUUUCCAAAUGAAGUUUAUAAAGAUCUAAUGAUAUUAGUUACAAAACACAAAUUGAAUAAUAAAGCUAGUAAUGCAAUUAUAAAUUUUUUUAAUAAAUAUUCAACUCUUUCAAAAUCUCCUUUACCUAAAAAUAUUGAAAAGGGACGAGUAUUUAUGAAUAAAAUGAAAUUUUCUAAUUUAACAUUUAAAAGAAUUCUUAUAACAACUUAUAAUAAUAAAGAAUAUUUUCUUCAUUAUCAAGAUUUAUUGAAUUGCAUUAAAAAUAUUUUGGAAAUUCCUGAUAUAAUGCAAGAUUUUGCACUAUCAUUUGAAGAUUGCAAGUAUUAUAAAUUUAUUAAUAUAUUACUUAUUUUUACUAUUAAUGUAUUAGGAAAAAAUCAAUUACAUCCAAUAUAUGUAUCAAUAGGUAAUAUUCCAACAUGGCGUCGUAAUAAACCAGAUGCCAAACAACUUUUGGGUUAUUUGCCAAUAUUAGAAGCAGCUAAUAAUUCUGAAAAAAAAUCACCUACUUUUAAAAUCUUAGUUCGGGAAACUUUUUACAAAUCUUUACAACAUUUAUUAGAAUUAAUGAAUAUAAAAGAUGGUAUAGAAUUAUUAGUAAAAAAUGAAAAAAUAUGGUUUUAUCCUCGUAUUUCUAUUAUAAUAGCAGAUUGGCCAGAAGUAGCUACAUUUUGUUUAACUUAUAAGUCUUCUAAUUCAAAAUUUCCUUGUCAUUUUUGCAUGGUUGCAAGAGAUAAUCUUGCUAAUAUAAAUUUAUUGCCUAGUGAUGUAAAAUUAAGAACUCAUGAAGAAAUGUUUAAACAUUUUAGUGAAAAUACUGAAAAAACUAUUUGUAUAGAAUCUGUACCUAAUUUCUUUUGGAAAAUACCAAAUAUAAAUAUUUAUUUAGCAACAGUACCUGAUAGAAUGCAUCAUUUAGAUCUGGGUUUAUUUCGUUAUCAAAUUGAAUUUACAUAUGAUCUUUUGAAAUUGCAGCACAAUAAUAAAUUAAUUGAUGAAUUAGAUUGUCGUAUUGCUGCAAUUCCUCGUUAUCCUGGUCUAAAGAUUUUUUCUAAUGGAUUACAAUCAAUUUCAAGAUUUACUGCUGAUGAAUAUAGAAAUCUGAUGAAAAUUAUGGUAUUUGUGGUAGAUAAUUUAUAUAGUAGUAAUACAAAUAAUAAUAUAACAAACAAUUUUUUAAAUAAUAAUGAUGUUGUAAAAUUAUAUCAAAAUUGGAAUGAAAUGUAUAUUUUAAGUAGAUCUGAAAAAUUUAGUGAAAAUGAUUUAAUAAAAUUUAAGGCACAAAGAUUUAUUCAAGCUUUUAAAUUUAUUUCUUCUUCACAAUUAAAAUUACCUAAAUUACAUUUGUGGUUAUAUCAUAUUAUUGAUUCAAUACAAUUAUAUGGAGUAAUAAAUGGAUAUACAACAGAAACUUAUGAAAGUUUGCACAAAAAUUUUGUUAAAAUACCAUAUCGUAUUAGUAAUAAAAAAAAUAUUGAAUCACAACUUUUACAAACAAUAAGACGUCAAGCAAUAUCAUCUAUAUUUUCCCAACAAUCAGUAAUAACAAAAACACCAUAUAUGUAUAGAUUUUCUACAAAGCUUUUUGAAUUUUCUUUAAAAAAUGCAAAUUUAUUUUUUAAUGAAAAAAAAGGCAGUGUAGAUAGUAAAAUGCAAAUUGGUUUUAGUAAAUUUCUAGAAUGUUUAGAUUUGUAUUUGGAUUUACUUAAUGAUCCUAAAAUAGACAAUAGUCAAGUAAAAAUAUUUGGAUCAGUUACAAUAGAAAAUGGCACUAUAACUUUAUUAUUAGCAGAAAUAUUAAUAGAAAAAGAAAGUUUACCAUUAAGUUUGGCAUCAAUUCAAUGGUAUGAUUUUAAAUCUCAAACACAUCCAUAUUUAUAUGGAUGUCCCCAUUUGAAAUUAAAAGAAUUAUUUAAUUUUGUAAUUAUAGAAGCUAUACAAGAAUUUGUAAGAGUUAAAAUUUUAUAA